Sphaeramia orbicularis (orbiculate cardinalfish) is the source of this 3239-nucleotide messenger RNA. It is a transcript of the gene vps52, whose product is annotated as VPS52 subunit of GARP complex. Gene Ontology annotation, cellular component: GARP complex. The record is from RefSeq and is a predicted model, not a curated record. Gene Ontology annotation, biological process: lysosomal transport; endocytic recycling; Golgi to vacuole transport. Gene Ontology annotation, molecular function: syntaxin binding. The transcript is spliced from 20 exons. Bases 34 to 2211 code for a protein of 725 amino acids. NCBI's taxonomy places the organism in Eukaryota, Metazoa, Chordata, Actinopteri, Kurtiformes, Apogonidae.
GCUGUAUUUUUUACGUUAGCUUAAAUCGCCGCAAUGGCGGAGGUGAAUGGGUCUGCGGCUGUGGGAGCUGGCCUCGAUGUAAACACAGUUGGAAACCCGACUGAAAUAGCAAUGGCUUAUCUGCAGGACGAGAAAACUGAUGCAGACGUGGCAAACUUAAACUUAGGAGAGCUGGACCUCACCACAGAUGAGUUUAUCUUGGAUGAAGUUGACAUUCACAUUCAGGCCAAUCUGGAGGAUGAUCUGGUGAAGGAGGCACUGAAAACGGGUGUGGACCUCCGUCAAUACUCCAAACAGGUGGAGGCAGAGCUGCAGAGGAUCGAACAGGCCUCCAUCAAAGACUAUAUUAAAGAAAGUCAAAACAUUGCUCUUCUGCACAACCAGAUCACAGCCUGUGACUCCAUACUGGAGCGUAUGGAGGGCAUGCUGAGCGGCUUCCAGAGCGACCUGUCGUCCAUCAGCAGUGAGAUCCAGACUCUGCAGCAGCAGUCAGUCAGUAUGAACGUCCGGCUGAAGAACAGGCAGGCGGUCCGCAGUCAGCUGAGUCAGCUGGUGGAUGAGCUGGUGGUGCCCGGCGCCAUGAUCUCAACCAUCCUGGACAGUCCAGUGACGGAGCAGGAGUUCCUGGAGCAGCUGCACGAACUCAACAACAAGAUCAACUUCGCCAAAGAGCUGAGCUUCAGGGAAACACUGGCCUGCUCCGACAUCCAGGACAUCGUGGACCGCCUCAAACUCAAGGCUGUGUCAAAGAUCAGAGAGUUUAUUCUGCAGAAGAUCUACUCAUUCAGGAAGCCCAUGACCAACUACCAGAUCCCACAGAACACGCUGCUGAAAUACAGAUUCUUCUAUCAGUUCCUUUUGGCCAAUGAGAGAACAGUCGCCAAGGAGAUCAGAGACGAGUACGUGGACACCAUGAGUAAGAUUUACUACAGUUACUUCAAGUCCUACAGCGGUCGGCUGCUCAAAGUGCAGUACGAGGAGGUGGCGGACAAAGACGACCUGAUGGGAGUGGAAGACACGGCAAAGAAAGGUUUCUUCUCCAAACCGUCUCUGAAAAGCAGGAACACCAUCUUCACUCUGGGCCAGCGGGGGGCGAUACUGAGCCCCGCAGAGCUGGAGGGUCCCAUCCUGGUCCCUCAUACGGCUCAGAGAGGAGACAGCAGGUAUCCGUAUGAGACGCUGUUUCGCAGUCAGCACUACGCUCUGUUGGACAACGGCUGCAGGGAGUUCCUCUUCCUGUCCGACUUCUUCAUGGUCGCCGGAAACUCCGCCCUCGACCUCUUCAACAGCAUCAUGGGAAAAACGCUCAGCAUGUUUCUGAAGAGCAUGUCCACGUAUGUGUCCGACUGUUACGACAGCAUCGCCGUCUUCCUGUGCAUCCACAUCAUCCUGCGCUUCAGAGCCAUCACAGCCAAGAGGAACAUCCCAGCGCUCGACAAGUACUGGGAGGCCGUGUUGGAGCUGCUGUGGCCCCGGUUCGAGCUCAUCCUGGAGAUGAACAUCCACAGCAUCCGGAACACAGACCCUCAGAAACUGGGAGUCCUGGACACCAGACCACACUAUAUCACUCGUCGAUACGCUGAGUUCUCGUCGGCCAUCGUCAGCAUCAACCAGACGUUUCCUAACGAGAGGACCAACGCUCUGCUGGGGCAGCUGCAGGUGGAGGUGGAAAACUUCGUGCUGAAGAUGGCGGCGGAGUUCCCGUCCAGGAGAGACCAGCUCAUCUUCCUCAUCAACAACUACGACAUGAUGCUCAGCGUCCUCAUGGAGAGGGCAGCAGACGACAGUAAAGAGGUGGAAGGUUUCCAACAGCUGCUUCUGGCCAGGACACAGGAGUUCAUCGAGGAGAUCCUGUCUCCUCCGUUCGGGGGGAUGAUAGCGUUUGUGAAGGAGGCCGAGGCUCUGAUGGAGAAAGGGCAGCUGGACCGACUGAAGAACGAGGAGGCUCGGAUCACUCAGCUGGUUCGUGGUUUUUCCGGAACAUGGAAGCAGUCGGUGGAGUCGAUGAGUCAGGACGUCAUGAGGUCUUUCACCAACUUUAAGAACGGGACCAGCAUCAUCCAGGGCGCUCUGACCCAGCUCAUCCAGUACUACCACGGCUUCCACAAGGUCCUGAACCAGCCCACGUUCCGCAGCCUGGCCGUCCGCUCCGAACUCAUCAACCUGCAUCACCUCAUGGUGGAGGUGAAGAAACACAAACCCAACUUCUAACCUGCCCACGUCCACCUGGAGCCAACCUGAGGAGCCGCACAAAACACCAGGUGAACCAGAAACACCAGAAACUGAAUCACAAACAUAAACUGUUCAACAUCAGAGUCCGUCUGAAAAAACACACGUUUGGGUCUGGAUCAGAGAUGGGAGUCUGGAUCUGUCUGAAUCUGACACAUCGGAUCCGUCCCAUGUUCCCGUGUUCAUGUUCUUUUGAUUUCCUUUUUGCAAAACUGAAAGGGCCACACUAAUAAAAGAGUAAAAACAAAGAGAGUCAAACCACACUUUACACUGAGCCUGUGCAUGAAUUAUAAUGUAAACAGUAGAAUCUGAUUAUAAGAAACCAGAUCAAAUCAUGAAAUAUUUUGUUUAAAACAUCCCUUUUCCCCUGUUUUGAUAUAGUACUCUUUGAAUUUACUCUGAGCUUUAAUGAAAAUAUACAUAAUCAGUGAAUAAAAUAUAGGAAAAUACAUGAUUAAUAGUGAAAAAUACAAAAUGCAGAGGAUGGUAUUAAAAUAAAUGGUGAUAAAUUAAUCAGAAAAAGGCUAGAUGUAGAGAAAAUGUAAUGUUGAAGUCCCUACAAAAGUAAUUUAAACAAAUGAUGAAAUAAUCCUGGGUAUUAUCCAGUUCAGACACCGUUUCAAUAAAAUGGGACUAUUUUCAGCGGUGGAUGAAUCCACAUUUCAGGCCGUAGUGAGAAACAGCUGCUUUUACAUGUGAGUUUGUUCUGUUUAUUUGAAAAAAAGGUGGAAAAACAGAAGGAGUUGUUGUAAAUAUCAGUUAUUCAUGCUACAGUCACAAGAAAACUGAAAGUAUUCACAUUUAAGAUGCAGGAAUCAGAAAGUGAAGAGUUUUUUUUUUUUCUAUAAACAGACUCGAGGAUUAAUCGAUGAAGAAAAUGUGCGGACGGUUAAAGUUCGCAGCUCGAGUUGUGACGUCGCUUUGUGCCUUGUUCAGUUUCAGUGUGUUUUAUUUAUGAGAAUCCUUGUGUAAAUGUAAGUUUAACAAUAAAUGACAACACAAUGACGAUA